This is a messenger RNA of Postia placenta MAD-698-R-SB12, 2364 nucleotides long. RefSeq lists its product as hypothetical. The transcript is spliced from 6 exons. NCBI's taxonomy places the organism in Eukaryota, Fungi, Basidiomycota, Agaricomycetes, Polyporales, Adustoporiaceae. Gene Ontology annotation, biological process: intracellular signal transduction. The coding region runs from base 75 to 1904 and encodes 609 amino acids. The record is from RefSeq and is a predicted model, not a curated record.
CUCCUCCCCGCCCCCGCUCUCCCUCUCUCAUCUUCAUUUUCGUCUUUCUUUCUUUUCUUGUUGUUUGAGCCACCAUGCCCUCUGAAGCGCAGCAGCAGCCGGGCUCUUCGUCCCACAUGAUGAAGACGACAAAACGAGGCAGGCCGUUCCUCAAGGACACUCUUGACUUGUUUGCGACGCUGAUCGUCUCGCUGGAGCUUACCUCCAAUAAACAAUUCUUCCGUACUUUCCACAAUUCCUUUACAACGGAUGAUGCAGCACGGAAUCUAGCGGCCCUCAAGUUCUCUCAAUCGAAUCGUGGGCCAGAUCCUCGAGAACCCUCAAGGGUAGUUACGACGACAACGACAACGACUUUCACGAUGACGCGGGAGAUGGCGAAGGCAAUGUGCCAGCAGUUCAUGGAUGCGCGUCUCAUAGAGAACGCGGCAGAUCCUGGUUCUAAUCUCUUCAAGGACCGUGGUGUCUACGUACUCACGCCGAAGGGCCUACACGUCCUUGAACGUUUCAUGAGCAAGAACGGUAUCGCCUCCGACAAGUUGGCGCCUGUGUUCGCGACACAGCCUAUCUGCAUGAAGCUCUUGCAUCUUGAGCGACGGUCUGUCGACGACGAGAUCAUCGUUUCUCAUUCGGUCAUCACCGCGCUUUUCAGACGGUUUGUUGGGCGCCAGCCUAACUAUCCUCCGGAAUACAUCGACACGAUGGACGCAUUCCAGAAAUACAAUGAGCGGUCGAAGGGUGUUGCACUCAUGGACGUGACGGAGAGAACUCCUGGAGCGAAGAACCCGGAGAAGCACAAGUACUGCUUCGCAGCGGUCACAGCUUUGGAGUGGCUAUGCGACCUCACCUCAGUCAUUGGGAGGGAAGAAGCGGCUGAGAUGGCUGCGCAGUUCGUGCGCUUUGGACUCAUCCAGCUAGUCAGUGACAAGCGCAAGAACAAUGACUCUGCUAUCAUCUUCACGGUGCGGGGCGCAGCAGGAGGCGCUAAUUCGUCUAUAUCGCAAGUCGGUGAGUUCCGAUGCACAGCGAAAGCAGUUUACAAAGUCACGGAGGAGGGCCGCCGGCUGGCCCGUUGGGACUCCAACGGGGCUCAGAACUCGCCGAAUGCAUCGUCGUCGAACAUUGGUACGCGUUCAUCCGAUGACCACGGUGGCGACAAUCAUGCAGGCGAUAACGGGCAGAAGGAGAGUAACACCGACCGCCUCAGGUCUAUUAUCGAAGAGCCACAGCUGCGACAGUUGUUCCGCGAGUUCUUGCGCAACAAUUUCUGUGAAGAGAACCUAUCGUUCUACCUUGAUGUGCAGGACUUCAAACGCAAGUUUAACAUCACCUCCAGCGCCAUUGCCGCUACUCCUAGUAAUCCCCGUACCGGCUCAUCGAAAGCGACACCAGGCCAGGCUGCGAUGGAGCGUCAUCACGAGUCCCUCAUCCAGAUGGCAUUCGUGAUCUAUAACACGUAUCUGGCGCCGUCGAGUCAGAUGGAACUCAACAUCGACCAUGGGCUGCGUAACGAGCUCUCGGGAUACCUGAACGAGGUUAUCACAAGCCUCACGGGGAAGUCGUUCCAAGGGCGGGUGGAGGUUGAGCAGGCAAACGCGUUCAAUGCGACGCAGCUACAAAAGAUGAUUCAACUCUACGAGCGUAUUCAGACGCACGUCUUCCGUCUCAUGGCCACAGACUCGGUGCCAAAGUUCAUCAAGACACCGCGAUUCCUUGCGCUACGAAUCAAGCUCGACAACGAGGACGACGUCGCAAUUGACGACUAUACAUUGAUGCAGUCGAACGCUUCGACACCAUCGGUGCCACCAGGGCUCGGUGAAGAGGAAGUGGGCGGAGCAUAUGUGACCGUAUCACUACGGGCAGUCACACAGGACCGGGCACACGGCGGCGAGCGACCAGCGUCAUGAGCGGAUAAUCAGCCCGUUCCUCUGACGCUUGUUGUAAUCUAUGCAUAGCAGCCCCGGCUCUCGAUCUCAUAUGCUUAUGUUAUUGUCGCUCACAUCUCAUGCCUCCACAUGCCCACAUGCCCUUGCACAAUGUAUGGCCCUUCGGCGCAACACACCUCGUCUUAUCUUCGUUCGCAUCUGCAGUCGCUUGUUCUGUCGCAGCUGGCACCAGGCUCCUCUGGAAAUAUCUGCAUCUAAUUCCGCUGCCGUCGCUCUCAUCCAUACAUCUUUUUCCAUCAUUGCAUCUCUAUCUUUCAAAGACAUUUCGCCUCCCGGCGGUGCCGUGGUACUCAUUGCAUCGCCUCACCAUCUCUCUGCACCUGUACUAUUUCUACUACCUUACGUAUUGUAGAGCUUGCCGCUCCUAAUAACAUCACUGUCCUCUCAUUAGUGCAGAAUCAUAAUACAUGUUUUGUACAAG